AUGGAGGAGCAACUGGACGAAAUAAUCAGCGGGAUUAUGUGCACUGAUAGCAGUCGCAUUCGCGAGUGCACCGCCGCAUUGGAACAGGCGUUUGAAAAUCCACUAACCUUGUCAAGGCUCUGCCAGAUGCUGGUGUCACCUCGCGAGCCCCAAGUGCGCCAGUUGGCGGCAAUACUGAUAAAUCGGCGACUCAAGAAGCUGCACCACUGGCAGUUGUUGCCGCCCGAACACCAGGCAGCCGUCAAGAGCGGCAUGCUGCAGGCAUUGAUUGGGGAGCAGCACAAGACGGUGAGGAAUGCGAUUGGCCAGCUCAUUGGGACUCUGGUGCGUCACGAGGCGUCCAAGAACGACCUGUGGUUGGCCGACUUGCUGGCAAAUGUAAACCAACGUUGCAGCAUGGCCGAUCCAAAGGAGAGUGUGCUCGGAGCUCUUCUAUUUUCCACGCUGGCCGACGCCGCACCCGGUCUGUUUAACAACCAAAUGCCGGAGUCUUUUCAACUCUUCUCGUUUGUGCUGAUGUCAGCCCAGUCCUAUGGCAAUAUGGCCACACCCACUGUUGCCAAUAUGAUGGAGGGGAUCACCGCCCUAAUUCCAUUAGUUGGCGGCCACACAGCUGCAGAGCAGACGCUGGCCAACGUUGUACCCCUGAUGCUCUCGGCUCUGCAGACAUUUGCCCGAAUUGGUGCUGAGUCCGAAUUCUCCUCCGGCUUUGACAUCCUCGAUGCCAUGGUCGAGCAUGCACCAAAAUUGCUGAGUCCGCAUAUAAAGAGCGUCGUGCAUUUCUGCCUGGAGACGCUGGCCAGCAAGCAGCUCGAUGAUUCCAUUCGUGCGCAGGUGGUGAGCUUCGUAGGAUGCAUUGUCUGCGUGAAGAAGAAGUUGAUCGUCAAACAUAAACUUCUGCAACCCAUACUGGUCGUUGUCGUGGAGAUGAUUUGCACUGAAUCUGAAUCUGAAAGCGAUGAAGCGGAUGCACUGGAUAACUACUUCUCGGGUGCAGGCAACACUCCUGGUGCUUCGGCCACACAAGCCCUCGAACAAAUGUCUGUUCACAUAUCGUCCGAGAAGCUUCUUCACACACUAGUGCCCAUUAUCGAUCAGGCUUUGCUGAGCGGGGAUCCACUGUACCGUCGCGGCGGCUACAUGUGCCUGGCCCUCAUCUCGGAGGGGUGCUCGGAGGCCAUCAUGCGCAAUAAUCUGGAAACAAUGUUGAGCAUUAUCAUUAAGAGAGGCGUUGUCGAUAAAGAUCCUGGCGUACGUAGCGUAGCCUUCUUUGCCCUGGGUCAGUUCUCGGAGUAUAUGCAGCCGCAGAUAUCUGCAUUUGCAAUACAAAUUCUGCCGGUGCUCUUAGAUUUCCUGCAUAGUCUGGUGCUGGAGAAGGCGCUGGACCAAUCGGAGGGGCCCUGCUACAUGACGUAUGACCGAAUGUUUUAUGCUCUGGAGGUGUACUGCGAGAACCUCGAAGACAAAAUUGUGCCAUAUUUGCCAGUGCUGAUGGAGCGGUAG
Drosophila subobscura is the source of this 1503-nucleotide messenger RNA. Its product is annotated as importin-4-like. Gene Ontology annotation, biological process: protein import into nucleus. The record is from RefSeq and is a predicted model, not a curated record. Bases 1 to 1503 code for a protein of 500 amino acids. Gene Ontology annotation, cellular component: nucleus; cytoplasm. Gene Ontology annotation, molecular function: small GTPase binding; nuclear import signal receptor activity. The transcript has a single exon. Lineage: Eukaryota; Metazoa; Arthropoda; Insecta; Diptera; Drosophilidae.